CCGCCCACUCUUAAACUGCCCCCACCCCUCGCCGGAUGAAAAUAGCUUGAUACAUUGCAGCCUACGGUUGGAAGCCAUUAUAAUUCACACUGUGAUUUCAACGGCAAAGCUUCAAUGAGUUUUAUUAGACACGGUUGUACCAGUUGUAUUAUCGCAUUUAAAAGAGUAGUUAAGUAGAGAGACGAAGUAAUCAAGGGUUUUACGACGACUGCAUUUUCUACCCAGGUUUUAAGGCGCGGAGGGAUCUGACGAUAGCAGAAGCUGAAGGGGGGGAGAAGUCGUCUACAUCCGCAGGCAUCGAUUUCCCACUUUAAUUAAUCUUGUUUUUACCGUCGGUGCUUGGCUUUUCUUCUUGGUCUCUGCCCUCAUUUAGAUGGCAAGCUUCCCAGACUCUAUAAACGAAAAUGAUAUAGGUAAGGCGAAGUUCAUUGGUGAACUCCUGGUGCCUGUUGCUCCCUUUGACCAGAAGGCUGGGCAUGAAGCUUGGACUGUAGCGUUUGCACCCAAUGGUUCUUACUUCGCUUGGUCUCAGGGGCAUCGCAUUGUCAGGCUCAUUCCGUGGUCAAAAUGUCUGACCAAUUUUUCAGUGGGCCAGGAUGGAGAAGGCACUAAUGCGUUAAGUCCCCGACGCUCUUCCCGUCAGAACAGUGAUGGAGGCCAAUAUAUACAGACAGCCGGCGAUCCCAGAGAGCACACCAUUGACUGCGGCGACAUCGUCUGGGGUUUGGCUUUUGGCUCAUCUGUGCCUGAGAAGCAGAGCCGUUGUGUUAACAUCGAAUGGCACCGGUUUAAAUUUGGCCAGGACCAAUUGCUACUGGCAACUGGCCUCAACAAUGGUCGCAUCAAAAUCUGGGAUGUUUACACUGGUAAACUGUUGCUGAAUCUCAUGGAUCAUUCUGAUGUAGUGCGAGACUUGACCUUUGCUCCUGAUGGAAGCCUCAUGUUGGUUUCAGCAUCCAGAGAUAAGACCCUCCGUGUGUGGGACCUCAAAGAUGAUGGUAACAUGGUGAAAGUUUUGCGGGGUCACCAGAAUUGGGUCUACUGCAGCGCCUUUUCCCCUGACUCGUCCAUCCUGUGCUCUGUCGGCACAGGCAAAGCAGUGUUCUUGUGGAACAUGGAUAAAUACACGUUAAUCCGGAAGUUGGAGGGCCACCACAAUGAUGUGGUGUCUUGUGAGUUUUCACCAGAUGGGGCGCUGUUGGCCACUGCCUCCUAUGACACGCGGGUCAUUGUCUGGGAUCCCCACAAGGCCAUGAUCCUUCUCGAGCUGGGCCACCGCUUUCCUCCGCCGUCACCCAUUUUUGCUGGAGGGUCAAAUGACCGCUGGGUGCGCUCUGUGAGCUUCUGCCCCGACGGCCGCCACAUCGCCAGCAUUACUGAUGACAGACUGGUCCGUUUCUGGAGUAUUGAAGAAAGAGCUCCCCAGGCCAUCGCCUCUCUCGCUAAUGGCCUUUGCUGUGCCUUCUCUCCUGAAGGAAGUGUCCUUGCUGCUGGAACCUGUGACGGCGGCGUGCACUUUUGGGAGUGUCCUCGUAGCACUGCCAGCCUGCAGCACAUGUGCAGAAUGGCUCUCAGGCGAGUGAUGACCACGCAGCAGGUGGAGUCGCUGGCCAUUCCCAUGCCGCUCCGUGACUACCUGUCCUACAAAGUCAUCUGAUUGUCCUCGAGCAUCCGUUAGUGUGCGCACGGCACGCCAGAAAGCUGACAACAAAACACGUCGUCUCUGUAUUUAUUUUCAGAGAAGUUUGUAAGAUUUGUGAAUGUUGAGAAGAUCAUAAUUCCAUUUUAAUAACGUCAUCUCAAAUUCCCAGCACAUAGUCCCAGAUUAGGAUGUUAUUUUGUAUAUAUUUAUUUUUGUAAUGGCUUAUUGUACAAUGAAUGGUGUGUUGGAGCCAGUGCGCCUUCAACGCCUGUGAGGUCAACUUCUUUGUUGUGCUUUUUUCUCCUGUGUCAAUCAUCGGCUUUUAAACUCAGCUAUCAAGUUUUCCGCUCCUCUUUCUUUCUCAGGCUCACUUGAACUGUCUUCAUCUUUUCCUCUGCCUUGAAAUGGCUUUUGCACUUAGUACAAGGGCAAGGGGCUUUGCCGUGAUGCGUCGUUUAAAUGUCUUUGCUGUUUGCACAUAAGUGAGAACAAGUUGGAACAUAUGGUGAACUUAAACCUCUUUCACAAUGGCAUCUGAACUAUUUUGUUUUCCUCUGGCCUUUUCCCACGACAAAAGUGUAAUGUUUAACACCCACGACUGACUGUCUGCAUCCCUUUGUGUCGAAAGUAGUUGCUGAUUUCAGGCAAUAAUUCAGAAAGCAGAAUUCCAUGCCAUGUCGUGAGUCAUUGUGAAGAGACGGGCAGAACAGUCCCGGUUCUGCAAUUAUUCCUCUGAUGUGCUACUUUGGCUGGAAUGCUAAUAGCAGGGUUUUUUUUUUUUGUUAAAGUCCCCGGAAAUAUUCGAAUUUCAGUAUUUACAGUUUUCUUUAAAGUCUUAAUUGUACUCCGUGUCCAGUCCCCACCUUUUCUCUACAACUGCUUUACCAACAACAAAAUGUGGGUGUACAUUUUACCCAGUUGCGGUUCUUUUUCUCAGUGCAAUUAAUCGCUUGCCGCCUUUUGUCUAAAUGACAAUUUCACCAAACUGAUAUGCUCAACUAAUUGUAGCACAUUCAUCCUUAAGAGUGACUUUCUUCUGCUAAAACAAACCUGCAUGUUUUUCUGCCCUCCCAGUGUUUAAUGACCUCUAAUGAAAACAAAACACCUCUUAAGCUUAGCUGCAAACUUGUGUAAAAGCUUCAUACCCAAGAAACUGUGGUAUGAGAUGUACAUACAGUAUUGGUAAACCUAUCAACUUAAUCUUCAUUUUGUUUUUUUCCCUCGAGAAACGUGAAAGUAUAAACAACUAAAUGUCUCUGUUCUACAGUUUAAUUUUGGGACCGUAGCACGAAAUGCAACGGUUCUAUGCCAAUAUGAAACGAGUGUGAAUUAUGGAAGUACAUUAUUGGAUUUAUGAUUGCAGUCUCAUGAGAUCCCAGUUUGCUUUAUUAGAAAUAUGCACAAGCCACAGUAAUGCUUUCAGAUGCUCAAUUACUCACUUUGAGUUUGUGCUGUUAUGUCUAUGUGAGGACAGGACGUGAAAGAAGGGAAAGUGAGCACUAUGUUCGAGUUUUUGUGUCAAUGUGAGCAAAUCGGUGCAGAGCAGCUGUCAGAUUCUUCUGAGCAAUAAGUUCCCAGCAACUGAAGGUUGCGUUACCCAACAUUGAAGUACUUUUGAACUAAGAACGAAAAGAGGUCUGAAGUUCCAUGCGGUAUGAAUUGCUUAAGGUAUCAACUGAAUGUAAGUUGCCAUUUUAAGGAAGUGUUUUUGUAGUUUCAAUAAAGGCUUUUUGACAAUA
Molecule: messenger RNA, 3381 nt
Organism: Hippocampus zosterae (dwarf seahorse)
Lineage: Eukaryota; Metazoa; Chordata; Actinopteri; Syngnathiformes; Syngnathidae
Gene: wsb1
Product: WD repeat and SOCS box containing 1
Exons: 9
Coding region: 374-1657 (427 amino acids)
Biological process (GO): intracellular signal transduction
Molecular function (GO): protein binding
Source: RefSeq, a predicted model, not a curated record